CCGUGCUGGCCAGGUCUCCUCGAGCCGCCUGGUUCCCGCAUCCACUCCCGUCCCAUCCCUCACCUCGGCUCUUGUACCGGCAGGAACUGGUCUUCCAAGACCACGAAGUAGCAUACGCACAGGGAUCAAGCACGCGUGAGCACAAAUGGCGGUGCUGUCGUUUUCCCCCGCUCAAUUCGUCGCGGCCAUUCCCCCGGCAACUCGAGCCUACACCGCUGCUACUGUCUUCUUUUCUCUGCUGUACUACAUCCUGACCUGGUCGGGCUACCCUGCGCCAUAUCUUGUGCUCGUUCCUGGGUCAAGUAUAUUCUAUCCGUGGACCUUCCUGACAUCUGCUUUCGUGGAGACUACCGUCGUAGAGCUUCUGUUUACUCUCCUCGUAAUCCCAGCCUCUCUCAGAUACCUUGAACGACUAUGGGGUGCUGUGGAAUUGCUCAAGUUCAUUGCCGUCACCAUUACCGUCUCGAACAUCAUCGCGUUCGGCCUGAACUGGAUUGAAUACAUCGUCCUGCGCUUACCAGUGUUCCUGUACGGCCAACAGUACCAUGGUCAAAUGGCGUUGCAGAUUGGCGUCCUCGUCGCGUUCCGGCAAAUCAUACCGGAACACCAAGUGCAACUGUUUGGUGUCCUCAAGGCCAGAGUAAAGACCCUGCCCAUGGCGUAUGUCACAUUCUCGACAGUGAUGUGCAUCAUCGGAUUCCAAUGUCCGUUCAUCGUCAUCCAAUUUGGAUGGCUGGUAUCGUACAUCUGGCUACGGUUCUACAAGAAGAAUAUCGGCGACCUAGGCGGUGGCCCUCUGUACGGGGACAGGAGUGAAACUUUUGCAUUCAUUACGUGGUUCCCGCCGCUCCUUCACGGACCCCUUACCUGGCUUUCAAACACAGCCUACAUGCUGGCUUCCAGGUUCCAUUUGAUCCCGUUAGGCGGCUCGGACGUCGAGUCUGGUGGAUACGCUGCUGUACCAGGAGGUGCACGCGCAGAAGCAGAGAGGAGAAGGGCUAUGGCGCUGAAAGCGUUGGAUCAACGCUUAGCAGGUGCUUCCUCGUUGCCCGCGUCCCCGCAACGGCCAUUGCAAAGCAAUGGGACAUCACGGCCCGCAGCUAGCAGCACGACGAGCCUGAGCAGUGAUGCUUCUGGGCCCAAAAAGCCUGCUGGAGAGACAGACGUAACGGAGGCGGGAUCUGGAUCGACUUCGGGGCCGCGGCCCAUUAAAUAAAGUCGAGUAGUCGCGGCCACAGUACCGCACUUGCCGCUUCCUUCAUCUGUCCGCGUCCAUCGCCACUUCUAAUGAGUACUAUAGUCGUCGUGUUCUCCUUAUUCCGUCUGAUUACUAGUCGGGUCGUUCCAAUUGAAUAACGCAUAGCAUGUACACUACUGUUGACAGUCAUGGUAUCCUGCAGUUGUACGAUCCCGGAA
This is a messenger RNA of Fomitopsis serialis, 1416 nucleotides long. RefSeq names its product eukaryotic integral membrane protein. The coding region runs from base 146 to 1216 and encodes 356 amino acids. Gene Ontology annotation, cellular component: Golgi apparatus; membrane. The transcript has 6 exons. NCBI's taxonomy places the organism in Eukaryota, Fungi, Basidiomycota, Agaricomycetes, Polyporales, Fomitopsidaceae. The record is from RefSeq and is a predicted model, not a curated record. Gene Ontology annotation, biological process: retrograde vesicle-mediated transport, Golgi to endoplasmic reticulum.